This is a messenger RNA of Loa loa (African eye worm), 1911 nucleotides long. RefSeq names its product calpain-5. The transcript has 11 exons. Gene Ontology annotation, cellular component: cytoplasm. Gene Ontology annotation, molecular function: calcium-dependent cysteine-type endopeptidase activity. NCBI's taxonomy places the organism in Eukaryota, Metazoa, Nematoda, Chromadorea, Rhabditida, Onchocercidae. The coding region runs from base 1 to 1911 and encodes 636 amino acids. Gene Ontology annotation, biological process: proteolysis. The record is from RefSeq and is a predicted model, not a curated record.
AUGGGAAAACAAUACUUUCAUGCGCAAAAUUAUCAACGUCUAAAAGCGGAAUGUAUUCGAAAGAAACAGCUUUUUGUGGAUGUUCAAUUUCCGCCUACCAAUGAUUCUUUAUUUUUGAGACCAAUUAAUCCAGAAAUUGAUAUCAUAUGGAAACGUCCAGGUGAGAUUGUUGACAAUCCACAGCUAUUUGUGGAAGGUGCUACGGCAAAUGAUGUCACCCAAGGUAUACUUGGUAACUGUUGGUUUGUAUCUGCCUGUUCUGCGCUUACACAUCAUCAAGCAUUGCUUAAAAAAGUAAUACCAGAUGCUAGUGGACAAGAAUGGACAAGCAGUAACAAUUACUGUGGCAUAUUCCGUUUCUGUUUUUGGCGUUUCAAUCAAUGGAUUGAAAUAGUUAUUGAUGAUUUAUUACCAACUCAAGAUGGAAAAUUACUAUUUGCACGAUCAAAAUCAUCCAAUGAAUUUUGGAGUGCUUUGCUCGAAAAAGCUUUUGCCAAAUUGUACGGUUGUUAUGAGAAUUUAGUUGGUGGUCAAUUAGCUGAUGCAUUGGAAGAUAUCUCAGGUGGUGUAACUGAAACAAUUAAUGUUCAAAAACAAUUAAUAAACGAUCCGAGUGAUUCAUCAGGAAAAUUGUUUCAUACAAUUAAAGAAGCUUUUGAUCAACAAGCGCUUAUCAUUGCUGCAAUCGCUGCUAAAAAUAAGGAAGAAAUUGAAGAAACACUGGAAUGUGGUCUAGUAAAAGGUCAUGCAUAUGCAGUUACUGCAGUACGUUUCAUCGAAUUGAAUACCAAAAAUCGUUCAUUCUUAUUUUUCACUACAGCAAGACGUCAGAUGAUGAUACGUUUACAGAAUCCAUGGGGUGAAAAAGAAUGGAAUGGACCAUGGUCAGAUGGAUCAAAAGAAUGGGAACAGGUAACAGAUGAACAUAAGUUGGAACUCGGUAUUACCGUUGAAGAGGAUGGCGAUUUUUGGAUGCCAUGGAAUGAAUUUAUCCGUUAUUUUACGGAUCUCAGUGUCUGUCAACUUUUCAAUACCUCAUUAUUCAAUUUUGGUCCGAAAUUUUAUGAAUGGAAAUUUUUUGAUGAAUGGAAAUCAAAUAAUGCUAGACAAGGUGCAUUAAAUGAUCGAGCUGGUGGAUGUAUCAAUUUUAUGGCAACAUUUUGUUGUAAUCCACAGUAUCGAUUUGAUAUUGAUGUUGACGAUUCUGAGGUACGAUUUGCAUUAACACAAAAAGUAAAGAAUGAAGGUGAGAAACACCGUGAACCUUUGGUAACCAUCGGGAUGCAUUUAAUGAAAGUAGAAGAUAAUCGAAUAUACAGGAUACAUCAGCCAAUAAAUCCGGUGAUAACAUCAGAUUAUAACAAUGGUCGUUCAGCUUAUUUACACUGUCAAAAUUUACGACAAGGCCGUUACAUUCUCUUACCAACAACAUUUGCACCCCUCGAAUUUGCUGAAUUUUUGCUUCGAAUUUAUUCGGAACGAAAUAUCGCUCCUCGAGCACUCAAAAAAAAUACACCCAAUCACCGAGGAUUGUUUUCUUGUAAAAAAGUGAACUCUAUUACUCGAAUUACUGUCAUUGGUGUGGAAUUAAAUAACAUAAAUGAAGGAGCAAUACGCACAUAUGUUGUUAUCAGUUGUGAUAAGGAAUCGGUACGAACGAGAAUAGUUGAAGGUACUAAAGCUUUCUGGAAUCAAUGCUUCAUUUUUUAUAGGAGAGAUAUGACUUAUAAGUUUGUAAUAGAAUUAAUGGAAAAUCGAAUAAUUCAUGAUCGAACUUUGGGUGUAGUACAUAUUAUGGGAAAUGUUGAUAAUGAUACGCAAUCUUUGGAAUAUGAUAUUAUCGCUGAAAAUCAAUCAAUUGGUAGCUUAAGUGUCACCAUACAAUCCUAUGAUGAUCCAAUAUAUUUGUGA